AUGCGCCCCAGGUCCCUCACUCCCAUCGACGUUGACAUGCUCAGCGAUGAGCUACCCAUCAGGGUUGAACCUGGAGAACAGGUCGACGCUCCCAGGCACUCCAGGCCUGGUCGAGGUCGCCCUGGGCGUAAUGCCCCUCCUCGCCAGCGCGAGUAUGACUCUGAUGCCCUCAGCGCUUUCACACAUUUCUUUCGUGCCAAAGCACAAGCAAAGGAACUUGCUAUCCGCAAGGAGGCUCACGCCUUCGAUCAACAGAUCCGCGCUGAGCGAUCCUGCCCCUUCACAGGCCAUCGUCCUCAUGGACGAAACAUGACUGUUGACUAUUGUCGGCCUCGUCGAGAGCCCACUCGACGACCCCCGCGUAGCAAGACGCUUCCAAGCUCUCGCGCUCCUCCUGCCACCGCUGCCCAAGUCAUCGCAGACAUCGUGAAUAACACAGACACUAUACUCACCCCAGCUCCUACUCCAGCUGCCCCAGUCAUUGACCCCAGUCCGGACAUGGAGGAAAUUAUAGCCGCAGCUGAGCAGCUCGAUCUCAAGCAAGUUGGACAGAUGCAAGGAGUGACUACUGAGAACGUCUUCAGUAGAUUCAUCCCUGUCGUCCUUCUUAUUAACACCUCACUUAUUCUGUUUAUUGUGAUAGCGGCCUUCGCCUCCUUAGGGCCUAGCAAAAAUACCUAA
Suillus discolor is the source of this 681-nucleotide messenger RNA. RefSeq lists its product as uncharacterized. The transcript has 2 exons. NCBI's taxonomy places the organism in Eukaryota, Fungi, Basidiomycota, Agaricomycetes, Boletales, Suillaceae. The record is from RefSeq and is a predicted model, not a curated record. Bases 1 to 681 code for a protein of 226 amino acids.